This is a messenger RNA of Oncorhynchus tshawytscha (Chinook salmon), 2539 nucleotides long. Its product is annotated as ubiquitin thioesterase otulin. The record is from RefSeq and is a predicted model, not a curated record. Gene Ontology annotation, molecular function: cysteine-type deubiquitinase activity. Lineage: Eukaryota; Metazoa; Chordata; Actinopteri; Salmoniformes; Salmonidae. The coding region runs from base 246 to 1406 and encodes 386 amino acids. The transcript has 8 exons. Gene Ontology annotation, cellular component: cytoplasm. Gene Ontology annotation, biological process: protein linear deubiquitination.
AUUCCAUGAAGCGGAAGUACUUUAUUUUGUGUCGCUGAGGAAACCUUGAUCAGACACGUGCACACAGCAUUUAUCAACUGGUGGCUAUAUAGCAUUUUUGCAAGUGGGACACCUGUGUAGAAUGUGUUUUGGAAGCGUUAAACUCAGAACUCGUAUGAGGACGAUAAAGGAGAUAUCCAAUGUGGAUUGAUUGAAGUCCCAUCUUUGGAAGACCUCUUAGAGGAAGAACUGCCAGGAACAGAAGGAUGAAAAGGAAAAGGAGAAAGAAGAAUGUUACAGCAGCAGAGGCCAUGGGAGGGGAGGAGGACCCAAAAGAAGAGGCCCACCAGGGGCCUAGCACCUUAGCUGAUGUGAGGGAGGAAUAUCGUCCACCUGUGGAGGAUCUGGGAGUUAGUGAGGAGGAAGACCUGUAUCGAGGAGCUGAAGAUCUCCCCCAAGGGCCAGUCAAACAUGCAGGAUCGGGGGCACUGUUUGAAAGCACAUUUCCGAAGGCUGAGGACCGAUGCAGUCUGGAGCCGAUGCUGGAUAUUCUGUCCUACAGUGAGAGUGAGUGGAAGGGAAACACUACCAAAAGUACCCUUAUUAGAAAGGGUUACACUAAGCUGUCUCAGAGGUUUGAGAGCCUGAGACGGGUGAGAGGCGAUAACUACUGUGCCCUCCGAGCCACUCUUUUCCAGGUGCUCUCCACCAGCACCCAGCCUCCUGUCUGGCUGCAGGUCGAACACAUCUCCACGUGGGCGGAGGAGCUGGAGGCACGUGAGGGGCUGAUUGGCCAGUGGAUGUUCCCCUCGGAGUGCAGACAGGGGGAUGGGAGCGAAGACGCCGUCCAACAGCUCAAACGCUAUAUGGAACUCCUCCAGAACAGGUGGCAGGCGGCGGUGGGCUGCUCCAGCAUGGAGGAGAGACAGCGGUUGUGUGAGAGUGUGUUCCAGGGAGGGGAGGAGGAACUGGGGCUGCUGGAGGCCCUGAAGCUACUCAUGCUGGUCCGGGCGUCGGAGUUCCAUACCACCAUGCAAGAGGGAGGGGACGUGCCCGUCUUUUGCUGGCUGCUCUAUGCACGCGACUCUUCCGACUGCCCACGCACAUUCCUCUCCAACCACCUGAGUCGAGUGGGUUUCAGCGGGGGUCUAGAGCAGGUAGAGAUGUUUCUGCUCGGAUAUGCCUUGCAGUGCACCAUCCAGGUCUACAGGCUGUACAUGACAGACACCGAGGAGUUUGUCACCUAUUAUCCUGAUGACCAUAAGGAAGACUGGCCUUGUGUGUGUCUGGUCACAGAGGAUGACCGCCACUACAACGUCCCAGUGGGCCAGCACAAUGGACUCCAAGUCCCAGAAGACGUCACUGCUAUCCCAGAGGACGUCCCUCCAGACUGUUUGGACUCUAAGUCCCAGGCUGAUUGCCACUGAAGAAAAAGCUCAUGGCAUGCACACAGGGCCAUAAUGUCAGAAGGCUCCUCAGGUUGACUGGAAGAAGACUAAUGCUUAUUGACAGUUUACACUUAGUUAAAAAUAGCUUUUGGAGUAUGACUACGGCAGAAUGACAGGUUUUUACCUUGUCAGCACGGGGAUUCGAUCUAGCAACCUUUCGGUUACUGGCCCAACGUCAGAUCACACAAUACCAUCGCGAUGCAUUUUAAUAUCAGGUGUAAAUGGUGUCUGUCAGAUGUCCACUUGCAUGAGAGAUGGACACUUAACCAUCCUGCAAAAGGUGACCAGAGCAAACUACAGUAAGCAGAAGUUGAAACCUCACAGCACGUCAUUUAAAAUAGAACAGAUGACUACUACUUCAUGUUAAGGGUUUAACUUUGACAUUGUUUGACACUGAAACCAUUUUGAUAGCAGUUUUUGCUGUGACAUUUAAAAAAAUGUAAAACAUGAUAUACCGGUACACUUGCAUUUUGAGACAAUCGUAAGGUUAGCACUAGCAAUAACGUAUUUGAAGAUGGGCUUAAACUAGAAUACAGAGGAGAUUGUUUGAUCAUUUGUCCCUGUGUCAAAGGCAUGCCUGGGCUCUGCUUUUGCCAUUAUGCACUUGACUGAAGGUGUGAUCUUUUUUUCGAUAUGUAACAUGUUGCCUUUAACCAAGGUGCUCUUGGAGAAAAACAUUGUGCGUUGUUGCAACAUCCAGAUACUGGCAACUGUUUCCAGGUUCAUUGUUAAACCACCAGCCUCAGUUGGGUUCCAGAUAGGAAACCUGGCUUGGUCCUCCAUGUUGCCUUAAGUUAUUUAUCCGCAAUAGGGGUGAAGAUUGGCAAUUGCUGCCCAGAGACCAUUUAGCAAGGAAAGAUUAAGGUAACACUGAUUAUACCACUUGGGUAAAUGCUUUUCUACAUUGUUCAAUUUCUUUUUUUAUUCACUGUGUGUCAAUGUUUCAAUAGUCUUCUAUUAUUUUGAUCUAUUUAUUGGCCAAAUAAGAUGCCUUUAAAAUAUGAAUAAAAUGGCUAAACUUGUCAAAAUAAAAUUCAGAGUUCAGCACGAGAAAUAGUAGGCUGUAUAGAAAUAAUUAUACUCAAAUUAAAUUAAUAAAAUAAUGAUUUCUA